Molecule: messenger RNA, 18653 nt
Organism: Podarcis lilfordi (Lilford's wall lizard)
Lineage: Eukaryota; Metazoa; Chordata; Lepidosauria; Squamata; Lacertidae
Source: the annotation of a GenBank genome assembly
AUGAAUCCUACAGAAGCAAAUUCAAUCAUGGUGACCCCUUUGAGUUUCAACCCAGAUGUCAACAAUCCCAUCUCUAUGCCUUUGAAUGAAACUCUUUGUGAAAACUGGAGAGAGAUUCACCAUCUCGUGUUUCAUUUGGCCAAUAUUUGUUUUGCUGUUGGAUUGGUUAUUCCAACCACUUUUCAUCUUCAUAUGAUUGUCCUACGAGCCAUGGUAAUAAUAGGUAGGACAAACGAAUAUUUAGGAAUACGCAAAAGUUAUUAUAUGCCAAAUAGAUUUUCUUCUUAUUGCAUACUAGUACCCGCCCACCUUCUUCCAUACCACAACACAAACUGCUUUUGAAAUACAAAAGUAAUUUGCGGUGCAGAACAGGAUUCUACAGUUUAGUAUGGCAUGGAAGGGUUAAAGCCAGAAGAGGUAACUCUGGCUCAUACACGACUGCUCUGUUGUCAUAGUGAGGGAGCAUUGAUUUAGAGUGUAUCUGAUCUGUUGGAUGUCCCCACUAGUAAGGUUACACUGGGCCUCAUCAGUGGUGGCACCCAGCUUGUAGAAUGCUCUCUGACAGGUUCAGGAACCACUGACACUAUUGUCAUUUUACAUAGCUUUUAGUAAUUACGUGUUUUUGUGUAUGUGACUUAACUGAAUUCCUAAUACUGCUAUACUGAUUGUAUUAAUGCAUCUUUUUUUAAUUCUCUGUCUUAAAUUAAUGUUUUUAGUUGUCUCUGAUAUUGUAGUAUUUUUUGUAAACUAGUUUAGAUAUUAUUUUAAUAGAAAGGUGGCCUGUACAUACAAACAGCUGUAUGGUCCCAGUACACCUCCAGUGUACUUAGUGACACACAUACAUGUAAAUGGCAUGCACAGUGACCUUCUGCCAGCCAUUGUUUUCUGGGAUUUUUUUUAGUGUGAAGAGCUUUGCUUAUUGUCCAUACAUGCUUAUGACUGUGGCACACAUUAUAUUGUAGUUGCAGUGGAAUGCAUUUGCAUUCAUUGCCUACAAAGGGCCAGUGUAUGACUUGCAGCUUAAUUGGCCUAAGGAGGAGCAUUAUUAUUAAUAAUAAUAUUAUUUGGAAGUAAACAAAACAGAAUAUUUUUAUGCUUGGAAUACCUAACUGAGGAGGCUGGGAAAAACCAGUCACAGUAUUCUGUUGGAAUCAUAGUUCUUUGGACGUGUGUGUGUGUGUAUACAUAGUCAUUUGACACACUUUGUUUUUGGCAGGAUGUACACUAUUCAUCAUCUGGGCAACGCUAUUCCGUUGUGCUGUGGAUAUAAUGAUCUGGAAUACAACAUUCCUUGUUAUCAACCUUUUGCAUUUUAUAUACUUGCUAUAUAAGAGAAGACCGGUAUGUACAUCAACACUAAACUAUUGAUAAAAUGUCUAAGGUACUACUUUAAAAGGACCGUACUCUUCCAUCUUGAUUCUAUAAUGGACUUGUUGACUAACUUGAAUACAUGAAUUAUCAUUUCUACAACUCUCAAGAGCUUUGCUCUCAGGUAUUUGUUUUCAGGUUUUUUUAAACAUAAAAAUCCUUCAUACAGAGGCCUUUAAUUCUUUAUGAAUUCCUAUUUUUUUAAUUUAUUUUUUGGUAUACAGCCACCAAAUUUUCAUUUGUUUAACCUGCCAUCUUGGUUCAGCUUGAAUCCAAUGUGUCCAUUAUGGUGGUGGUGGUUGUUUUUCAGUUUUCAGGACACUUGAUUCUUUAUGAUGUAGGGCAUCUGGCUCAUUAUGACUAGGGUAGCAAGUCUUUGGGUAUUUCCUCCACUCAUCUGUUAAACCAGUUACCCCGGCAGGAAAAAUAGAUUGGUUUAAAUCAAAGUUUGUGCUGGUGACCAGUAAUCACUGAAUUGUAUGACCUUUUUGUUGUAUCAAAUAUGAAAUUGUUUUCUGUGUAAUACUGUAACCAGUUUUACAAGAUACGAUUGAAAGGCAUCAAUUAAGCAAUAAGCAGGAAGAUUCCUUGUACAUGAUUAAGGCUAUGAACUUUUCUCUGAGAGUAAGCCCUGUUGGAAGAUACAAUGCUGCAAGUCAUUCAAAGUUAUCUUGAGCCAUCAACAAACAACUUCUUCCUUUAUAGUAGAGUGCCAAAUUUAGUUACUAUAGAUCAGUGACAAACAGUUAAUUCUAUAAAAGGGGAUGGGUGUGCCUUGUUUCCUCAGCUAUUUUGUUUUCGAGGGCAACUGUGCAUCUUUCAGUGCCUAGCAAUAUAACCUAGCAGCCCCUACUGAAGCUGUUCUCCAGCCUCUUAAGAUUUUUUAAAUUGAUUCUGUGUUGCUCAGUAUUGACUUUCCCUUUAAGUGUUGCACCUGCGCUGAUGUUUUGCUGCUUUGUCAUGUAUGAAACUAAAAAGCUGGUUUGGCCCUCUCUUGCUAUCUAUGCCACAUGUAAAAAUGAAUGUCUAAUGCAGGCUUUACAUUUUUCAUACAACUCCUUUUAACUGUAGCCUGAUUUCUUUCUUAAGAACAUGCUGGUUCAGAGCUCCUCCCACUCCCACCCCCGGACUAAAAGCCUUAGACAUUUUAGCCUUUUGUCAUAGGGAAAGGGCUCCAGCCCUCUGCCCUCUUUGGCACCAUAUGUUACAGUAAUACAUGUAGAAUCAUAGAAUAGAAUCAUAGAAUCAUAGAGUUGGAAGAGACCACAAGGGCCAUCGAGUCCAACCCCCUGCCAAGCAGGAAACACCAUCAGAGCACUCCUGACAUAUGGUUGUCAAACCUCUGCUUAAAGACCUCCAAAGAAGGAGACUCCACCACACUCCUUGGCAGCAAAUUCCACUGUCAAACAGCUCUUACUGUCAGGAAGUUCUUCCUAAUGUUUAGGUGGAAUCUUCUUUCUUGUAGUUUGGAUCCAUUGCUCCGUGUCCGCUUCUCUGGAGCAGCAGAAAACAACCUUUCUCCCUCCUCUAUGUGACAUCCUUUUAUAUAUUUGAACAUAGCUAUCAUAUCACCCCUUAACCUCCUCUUCUCCAGGCUAAACAUGCCCAGCUCCCUUAGCCGUUCCUCAUAAGGCAUCGUUUCCAGGCCUUUGACCAUUUUGGUUGCCCUCCUCUGGACACGUUCCAGUUUGUCAGUGUCCUUCUUGAACUGUGGUGCCCAGAACUGGACACAGUACUCCAGGUGAGGUCUGACCAGAGCAGAAUACAGUGGCACUAUUACUUCCCUUGAUCUAGAUGCUAUACUCCUAUUGAUGCAGGCCCAGAAUUGCAUUGGCUUUUUUAGCUGCCGCGUCACACUGUUGGCUCAUGUCAAGUUUGUGGUCAACCAAGACUCCUAGAUCCUUUUCACAUGUACUGCUCUCAAGCCAGGUGUCACCCAUCUUGUAUUUGUGCCUCUCAUUUUUUUGCCCAAGUGCAAUACUUUACAUUUCUCCCUGUUAAAAUUCAUCUUGUUUGUUUUGGCCCAGUUCUCUAAUCUGUCAAGGUCGUUUUGAAGUGUGAUCCUGUCCUCUGGGGUGUUAGCCACCCCUCCCAGUUUGGUGUCAUCUGCAAAUUUGAUCAGGAUGCCCUUGAGUCCAUCAUCCAAGUCGUUGAUAAAGAUGUUGAAUAAGACCGGGCCCAAGACAGAACCCUGUGGCACCCCACUAGUCACUCUUCUCCAGGAUGAAGAGGAACCAUUGAUGAGCACCCUUUGGAUUCAGUCAGUCAGCCAGUUACAAAUCCACUGAGUGGUAGCAUAGUCAAGACCGCAUUUUACCAGCUUCUUUACAAGAAUAUCAUGGGGCACCUUGUCAAAUGCCUUGCUGAAAUCAAGGUAGGCUACAUCCACUGCGUUCCCUUCAUCUACCAGGCUUGUAAUUCUGUCAAAAAACGAGAUCAGGUUAGUCUGACAUGACUUAUUUUUCAGAAAUCCAUGCUGACUAUUGGUGAUCACAGCAUUCCUUUCUAGGUGCUCGCAGACUGUUUGCUUAAUGAUCUGCUCCAGAAUCUUCCCUGGUAUUGAUGUCAGACUGACUGGGCGGUAAUUAUUUGGGUCCUCUCUUUCCCCCUUUUUGAAAAUAGGGACAACAUUUGCCCUCCUCCAGUCUGCCGGGACUUCACCUGUUCUCCAGGAAUUCUCAAAGAUGACUGCCAGUGGUUCUGAGAUCACAUCUGCCAGUUCUUUUAAUACUCUUGGAUGAAGUUCAUCUGGCCCUGGAGACUUGAAUACAUCUAAACUAGCCAAGUAUUCUUGUACUAUCUCCUUAGUUAUUCUGGGCUGUGUUUCCUUUGCUGAAUCAUUUGCUCCAAAUUCUUCAGGUCGGGCAUUGUUUUCUUUAUCGGAGAAGACUGAGGCAAAGAAGGCAUUGAGGAGUUCAGCCCCUGUUUGCAUUUCACCAUCUUCUCCUCUGAGUGACCCCACUGUUUCUUUGUUCUUCCUUUUGCUACGAACAUACCCAUAAAAGCCUUUUUUGUUGCUUUUAACCUCUCUAGCAAGCCUUUCAUUCUGUGCUUUAGCUUUUCUGACUUUGUGUCUACACGUGCUGGCUAUUUGUUUGAAUUCCUCUCUGGUGGUUUCCCUUUUCCAUUUUUGGUACACCUCCUUUUUUAAUCUUAACUCAGUUAAAAGUUCUUUAGAUAGCCACCCUGGCUUCUUUAGGCACCUUCCAUGUUUCUGUCUCAUUGGUAUUGCCUGAAGUUGUGCUUUUACUAUCUCCCUCUUAACAAACUCCCAGCCAUCAUGAACUCCCUUUCCUUUUAGUAUUACUGUCCAUGGGAUCUCACCCAGCACUUCCCUAAGUUUUAUGAAGUCGGCUUUCUUAAAGUCAAGAAAUUGAGUCCUAGUAUGCUUGGCUGCUCCUUUCCGCUGUAUAGUAAGCUUCAGAAGAGCAUGAUCACUCGCGCCUAAUGAUCCUUCCACUUCUAUCCCACUAACCAGGUCAUCAACAUUGGUUAGGACCAGAUCUAAAAUGGCUGUUCCUCUUGUUGCUUCUCCCACUUUCUGGACAAUGAAGUUGUCUGCAAGGCCAGUGAGGAAUCUGUUUGACCUUAUGCUCUUGGCUGAGUUUGACAUCCAACAAAUAUCCGGGUAAUUGAAGUCCCCCAUUACUACUAUCUCCCUCCUUUUGCAUGCUUGGCCAUCUGUUCCAGGAAGGCAUCAUCUAUGUCCUCCGUUUGGCUUGGGGAUCUAUAGUAAACUCCCACAAUGAGGUCACUGUUAUUCUUCUCUCCCUUAAUUUUGACCCAAAUGCUCUCACUUUGGCUUUGAGGUUCUAAAUCUUGGAUCUCUUCACAGGUAUACACAUCCCUGACAUCUAACGCCACUCCUCCUCCUUUCUUGUCUGGUCUGUUUCUCUGAAAUAGAUUGUAUCCCUCCAUUAUUACAUUCCAAUCGUGGGACUUAUCCCACCAGGUUUCAGUGAUGCCUAUUAUGUCAUAUUUAGUUUGCUGUACCAAGAGCUCAAGCUCAUCUUGUUUAUUUCCCAUGCUUUGUGCAUUAGUGUACAGACAUUGAAGUCCAUUAAUCAUUCCCCCUUGUCUCUUAUUUAAGGAUUUUUUCCUCCCAUCACUAGGUCUGCGUGCUCUUUGCUCCAUUUGGUCUAUGACAUUUGGAUGAUCAUCUUCAUCAAUUGAUAGACUCCUACCUUCAGGAGCACUGUCUCCCUCCCCCACAUUAGUCAGUUUAAAGCCCCCCUGAUGAGGUUUCUGAGAUUUUUGGCAAAAACAUUCCUCCCAACCGUUGUGAGGUGCAGCCCAUCACUUGCCAGAAGUCCAUCUUCAAGAAACUGCAGUCCGUGAUCUAAGAAUCCAAACCGUUCCUGUUUACACCAUUUGCGAAGCCAGCUGUUCACUUCCACUAUUUUCCCUCUCUCCCUGGGCCACGUCGUUCAACUGGGAGGACAGAUGAGAUGACAAUUUGUGCUUUUAAUUGCUUCAAUUUCCUGCCCAGAGCCUCGUAGUCUCUUUUGAUCUUCUGGAGGCUAUUGCUUGCAGUGUCAUUGGUUCCCACAUGAACCAAGAGGAAGGGGUAUUUGUCAGUGGGUUUUAUGAUUCCUUGCAGUCGUUCAGUUACAUCUUGGAUCUUAGCCCCGGGGAGACAGAACACUUCCCGAGACAUCUUGUCAGGCCCACAGAUCACUGCUUCUGUUCCCCUCAGUAGGGAAUCCCCUAUCACCACUACACGCCGCCUCUUAGGUUUGGUCGGGGUUCUUCCGUGAGCUGUCCGUUCCAAGGUCGCCUGCACAUUCCCUGAGGACUGACUUUGCUGCUCGUCUUCAUAUACCUGAUUGACUGUAAUGAGGGAGAUCCUCAAAUGGAGUCUGCUCUUCGUCUUCCAUGCUAGGGGAGAGGACCUCAAAGCGAUUGUGUAUUUCUAAACAAUCAGAGCGAACCCUGGGCUUCCUACUUCUUUGAGUCACGUUUCUCCAUAUAUCUGGCUCCUGUGUUGGUGAACUAGCCUCCUUCUCAGGGGAGUCCCCUGUCUCUUCCUUGGUGGAGACGGUGUGCUCUGUUGCUUCCAAGAAGAGCUCCAGCUCUCUAAUUCUUUGGAGCGUAGCUACACAUUCCUCCAGUUGCUGGACUUUGUCUUCUAAGAGGGCAAUCAGCAUGCAAUUGCUGCAGGUAAAGCUGCCUGCAACCUUUGGCAAGAUGGCAAACAUUGCGCAGGAACCACAGGUGACUGCAGCUGUUCCCUCCCCCUCCAUCUUGAGAACGUGUUGUUGGGGGUGGCUACAGCGGUCCUCCAUCAUAAAAAGCGUGAAGACAGGACAAAUAACUCUCCCCCCCAAAAAAACAUAGGUCUCCCCCAACAAACGUUUGAGACUAGCUCCCCUAAAUCUAAAAGAUGGAUCAAACCGCUGCCCUGCAAGCUCUGAUAAGCUCCUCCCACAGCUAAUCACCUGCCUCAACAGAAACCCUGCCCCCUCUGACCUUUGCACAGGAAGAGCAGCUAAUCAGCCACAAAGAAACACACACACACAAGAAAACCCUUUUUGCUCCUUCUUCAGCUGCUGCCCUGCAAGCUCUGUGUGUGGUUUUCUUUUCUGGGGUUGUCUGAACAAAAGCAGAUUGCUGGCUGGGGAGGGGCGUGCACGCUGCAGAUUAUUGCCCCAUUCCAAAUCGUUCUUGUAAACCUGCUUGUGCUCCACUUGUUGGAUCCUAAACACAUGUUUGAUUGAGCACCCACAUCUGGAUCAUGAGGUGGAUAAAGGAACCAUCUUGAAUGAUUUGGACUGGGAAAGUUUAAGCCCUUCCUUUCUCCGUCAUGUUGCGCAUUGGUGAACUUGGUUUUUUUAAAAAAAAGAAGAAAAAGGAGUUUGCUUUUGGGGAGGGCAGAGAGAGGGAGAAAGGUUAUCUCAUGUUUUCAUGUAAUGAAAUUUUAUAGAGUUUUGUUCCAUGUUGCAUUUACUGUGAUUGUCUGAAUUGGCAUAUUUGGAGCAUAGAAUCAUGGAAUUGUAGAGUUGGAAGGGAUCCCGAGGGUCCAACCCACUGCAAUACAGAAAUCUCAACUAAAGCAUCCCUGACAGGCAGCCAUCCAACCUCUGCUUAAAAGAAACCUUCAAGGAAGGAGAGUCCACCACCUUUUUAGGGAAUCCUUUCCACUGUCAAACAACUCUUACCCUCACAAAGUUCUUCCUAGUGUUUAGUCGGAAUCUCCUUCCUUAUAACUAGAGUCCAUUUGUUUGGGUCCUACCCUCUGGAGCAGGAGAAAGCAAGCUUGCUCCAUCCUCCAUGUGACAGCCCUUUAGCUAUUUGAAGGUAGCUAUCAUAUCUCCUAUCAGUGUUCUCUUAUCCAGGCUAAACAUAGCCAAUUUCCUCAACUGUUCCUGGUCAUCUUGGUCACCCUCCUGUGCACACAUUCCAGCAUAUCAAUAUCCUUCUUAAACUGUGGCACUCAGAACUGGACUCAGUACUCCAGAUGUGGUCUGACAAAGGCACAAUAUAGUGAGACUAUUACUUCUCUUGGUUAGUGGUACCUCGGAUUACAACACUUCAGGUUACAGACUCCACUAACCCAGAAAUAGUACCUCAGGUUAAGAACUUUGCUUCAGGAUGAGAACAGAAAUCGUGCUCUGGCGGCGCAGCGGCAGCGGGAGGCCCCAUUAGCUAAAGUGGUGCUUCAGGUUAAGAACGGACUUCUGGAACGAAUUAAGUACUUAACCCGAGGUACCACUGUACUGUACUUCGGUUGAUGCAGCCUAGAAUAGCAUUAUUUUUUUGCUGCUGCAUCACACUGUUGACUCAUGUUAGGUUUGUGGUCUACUAAGACCCUAGAGCCUUUUCGCAUGUACUACUGCCUAAUUCAGGUGUCCCCCUAUCUGGCUAUUCCUGCCUAUAUAUCCCUAAUGAAAUUCAUUUUGUUAGUUUGGGCCCAGUUCUCCAAACUGUUAAGGUCAUGUUGAAUCCCAGUUUUGUCUUCUGUAGCAUCAGCUACCCCUCCCAGUUUGGUGUCAUCAGCAAAUUUGAUGAGCACCUCCUCAAGUCUAUUAUCCAAGUGGUUUAUAAAGGCGUAGAACAACAAUGAGCCCAGGAUAGAAUCUGGCAGCACCCCACUUGAGACUUUUUUCCAGAAUGAUGAAGUACUAUUAGUUCCUUUGGGCACUCUUUGGGUUCAGACAGCCAGCCAGUUACAAAUCCAUCUAACAGUUCCUUUAUCUACAAGACUAUCUUACUGAAAUCAAGAUACACUCUGUCCACAUCUUUCCCCUGAUCCACCAAGCUUGUAACGAGAGAGAGAGAUUCAUCUGGCAUGACUUGUUUUUGAGAAACCCAUGCUGAGUCUUAGUAAUCACAGCAUCCUUUCCCAAGGGCUUACAGACAGACCAUUCAAUUAUCUGUUCUAGGAUCUUUCCUGGUAUUAGUGUCAAGUUGACUGGUUGGUAGUUACCUGGGUCUUCUUCCCCCCAUUUUUGUUUUGAAGAAAGGGAACAUUUGCCUGCCUGCAGUCUGCAGGGACCUCACCUGUUCUCCAAGAAUUCUCAAAGAUGAUAGACAGAGGCUCUGACACUACAUCUGCAAGCUUCUUUGGUCCCCUUGGGUACAGCUCACCAGGCCCUGGAGAUUUGAAUUCAUUUAAAGUAGCUAGGUGUUCCUUUACCACCUCUUUUCCUACCUUGGGUUGCAGCUCCCUCCUUGAAAUGUUGGCAUGAAAUAUUGAAGCCACCUCUCAAAAGGCUGAAGACUCAUGUGACUGUGAUUGCUUCCCUGUUUUAGACAGUGGAUUUGCUUUCUGGCUGUCAAUAUUCUUCCUGUCUGUCUUGCUGUGUGUGUGUGUAUAACUCAAUAGCUCAUCUGCUUUCCAGCAUCCUUCACAGUUUGGUUAUUCGUGAUGAAUAUAAAACCCACAUCAAAAUUGAAAUAUUAAGAGUGUUUCAUUUAAUCCAGUUAGAUUUGAUUUAAUAUAUAAAUAAAAAAUGAAAACAGCACAGCAAGCUAGAUGACUCAUUCUUACAGUCAUUGCACAAAAACUUAAAGUGUUUCAGGCUUUUCUCUUCCCUCCUAAGCUGAAUAUGUCAUCAGAAGAACACCAAUGCAACUGAAAGCUUUGGCAUGGGAAAACAGGAAUUUGGUGUGCAGUUUAUUAGAAGCCUUUAAAAGGCGGCCUUUAAUGUUGAGUAGGGAUGGUCAAAUCUGUCACUUUAGUUUCUCAUUUUUCUAAUACUCAGUUCUCAACAUUUCCUUGCCAGUAUGCAUUUUUUUUUAAGUCCUCAUGAAAAUUCACCAGCGUUUUAGUGUUAAUUUCUCCUAAUACACACAUUUAUAUGCUAUUUUGCACAAUUUUUGCAGUCCUAUCUCUCCAUAUAUAUGCAUACUUAGCUUUAAUUUAUGCAUUUUUAUUUGGGUGAAGAAUUGCAUGGCAAAAUUAAGAGAAAUUCAAAUUUCAAAGCAUGGUUGUGUUUCAAUUCAGAUAUUGUUUGAAAAGUGCAAGUUACAUAGGUUUUAUUUCCUGCUAAUAAAGUCAUUCUAGUUCUGUGAUACAUUGCAUAUGGGCAGUUUAUAUGGAGAUGUACAUGAUAUUUGCUGCUUUACUACUGAAUAAUUUUCAUCUAGAGUAGUCCUCUCACACUGCACUUUCUACAGCUGUUCUGUAGCAUCUGUUCACUGUGGCAUGAGUGAACAGUAUGAAAAUGAAGCAUGAAAUAACACUUUGACCUAAAUGAACUGAAAAGAUAAGGGAGAAAAUCCAGUAUGUGUUUUAGUCUAAUUACUUGGCAAAAAAUUGAGAAAGGAGGACAGAUUGCAAGAUUCCUAGCAUCUUUAUGACAAAUGAAUACUCACAUUUCUCUUUAAACCCAAGGGCAAAGCUCUUUUCCCCACAGAGCAUACACCUCUUUUUCCUUUCUUAUUUAUUAGCAAGAAAUAAUCUAAACUACAGACAAACUCUCUCUUCCCUUGAAUUAUGCCUCUGUUAUGCCUUCGAUACUUAUUUGUCUAGUGCUGAAGCCUUUCCUGUUUUUGCUCUUCAUGACACCCACUUUCUCCUCUCUUUGCAAACCAAUUUGGUCUCUGCUCAAUCUGGUAGUGUUUUUAGAUACGGUAGGACACUGUGUCCUGGGUAGUAACUCUAUUGAUUCAGAAGCACAGCUAGAUAUGAGCCACCCUGUUUCCUGUUUUGGUGCAUAAAUGAGUGUAGAAUGUUAGACACUGUUUUCUCUUCCUUACAGCAUCUUAUAAUGGACUGGCUUUUGCAAGCCUUUAGAGUUGUUUUCAUGGCUCUCUGGCCAACUUCCGCUUCUUAGCAAAGAACCAAAAGAAUUAUAUUAGUACUUUGCUUUUGAGCAUUACCUGUAGAGUGCUCAAAGUGCUUCACAUAACUUGCUUUUCUCACUCUAGCCCUGUGACAUUUUUUUACCCCCUUAUUGCAGUUGGGAGUGUGUGGAGAUAUAAUGAGACAUGUUGAAGGUCACCUAGCUAUUUCACAGCCAAAUUGAGAUUUGACCUGAAUGUAUCCUGAUUUGUAGGUCAGUCUCUUCGGCUAUAAACAUCUAGAUGGAAGCAAGUUUAACUGAACUCAGAUGCAGGUCCCAUUGAGUAAACGUUUAGAGGACUGUACUCUUAGUCACUUUGACUCACCAGCUCUAUGCUACAACAGGUAGAGAAAUAACUGGGAAAAUAAGGAAAGAUCUGAUUACCUAUUUUAUUAGAAUAUAAUUCUAUUGCCAUUUAUAUCUGUAUUACUGCAUUGGUUACAUCUGCUUGUAGCCAUGAGUGUGAUAUCACUUUCUGGGUCAUGUGGCCAGCAGGACUAAAUCGCAUCUGGUGCAACAGAGCACAGUGAUGGAAGCCAGAGUACACAGAAAUGCCAUUUACCUUCCUGCCGCAGUGGUACUUUUUAUCUACUUGCACUGGUGUGCUUUUAAACUACUCUGUUGGCAGAAGCUGGGACAGAGCAAUGGGAGCUCACGCCAUCACAUGGAUUCAAACUGCUGACCUUCCAAUCAGCAAGCCCAAGAGCCUCAGUGGUCUAGACUAAAGCGCCACCCGUGCCCUUUGAAUCAUUUUAAACUGUACAGGCACUUCCCAGCUUAAAUGUAGGCUGGAAGAAACUGGUAUUUCCACACAUAGAAAAAUACAAUGCAACUUCUAACUCUGAUAUUAUUAUUUAAAUUUCUAUGGUAAAAGCACAUCUGCUAAUAUAUAACUAUAGUGUUAGAUGUAUCCCAUUUGUCAGUUUCUUUGAUGCUACAUUGGAAUAAAGUUGUCACUGGUUUGUAUGUUUAUGUGUUUUGGGUAAAAAGUAUAUUUUAGAGUCAAUGCUGAGAAAUACUUACUUUUGUGUUAUAGAUAAAGAUAGACAAGGAGCUCAACAGUCUGUAUAAGAGAAUGUUUGAACCACUCCAUGUGCCUCCAGAGUUGUUCCAAAGACUGACAGGACAAUUCUGCAACAUUCAGACACUAAAAACAGGUCAAGCGUAUGCUGCAGAGGACAAAACAUCAGUGGACGAUCGAUUAAGCAUCCUGUUAAAAGGAAAGUACGUGCUUGAAAAAGUUUGAACAGCAGUAGUCCUUUUCAUGGCAUAAUUGAAGUGUGGAAAAGUGGAAAUGAAAAUUGAAAGGGACUGCAAUAUACAAUAACUUGUGUCCUCUUUUAUACAUAACAUUGGUUUUGAAUAAUAUGAAUGUAUACAGUAGCAAUUCAAUGCUGCUUUCCUCCACUGCUUUAAGAUACUGCUUUGAGGUAGCAGUAACCUUUACUGAUCUCUGCAAUGCUUGAGCCAAUUGCUUCUUGGCGUCUCACAUACUUUUUUGGUGUCAGUGAGCUGUAGCACUCUCUCAUGCCACCAUGAUUCCUAAGUUGUUGAUUCACUUUGUUUAACUAUACCUUAGUGUUACAUCAGAGUUCUACCCACACCACACAUUUAAAGCAAUAUUAUACCACUUUAACAAUCAUGGAGAAUCCUGGGGAAUGUUGUUUGUUAAGGGUGUUGCUCUGUGACCGUUAAUGAAAUAGAGUUCCCAUAAUUUUCCAUGUCUAGUUCGUUUCUCCCCCACUCCCACACUUCAUGAUAUGCAAGUCUACCUUCUGAAGUGGGAAGCCUGCUAUAUUCAAAAGCAUAUCUGUUUUUGAAUCCCAACUUUCCAGGGUUCUAAACACAGUAAAUUAUUGUAUGAAUUGAAUUGAAUUGUUGUGCCUCUGGUAUUUUCAUAUGCUUUUCAUAUUUUUAUCAUCAGAAUGAAGGUCUCCUAUCGAGGGCAUUUUCUGCAUAAUAUUUACCCCUGUGCCUUUAUAGAUUCUCCUGAAUUUCGAUCAACUCAGAUGCAUCGAGGUGAGAAGUUCCAGGUAUGGAACUGUUCUGUUGGGUGUGAAUGUAAUUCUUGAUGAAAAAAAUAUGUGGUGCUAUAGAGUUAACUUUUUCAUAUAGCCUUUUCAGAUGUUAAUGUUGGAGAAUAUAAUUGUUAUCAUUCUAGAUGCAAAAGUGGCAGUGUUGUGUUGCUUGUUGAGAGCUGUAAAAUAAUAUAGUUUCUUUCUUUGGAUUUUAAAGGUUUAACGCAGGUACCAUAAUAAAUAUUGGAUAAAAUAAUAAUUUGACUCUGUUGUGGGACUAAGGAAACAUAGAACUGUAGCGUUGGAAGGGACCCUGCAGGAAUACACAGCUGUCCCAUAGGGGUAUUGAACCUGCAACCGUGGUGUUAUGAGUACCACACUCUCACCAAGUGAGCUAUACAGGCUUAUGCCUUAUGUUAAUCUGAACACUAAUCUACUUUAAAAGCAUUGAAGAUAAAUAAGGACAGCAAUAGUACCCUCUCUUCCAUAUUCUAAAAUGAUUUUGAACCCCAAGGCCCCCAUUUUUAAAUAAAAAGCAGACAAUUAUAAAUUUAAAUUUCACCACCACCCAUCCUCCUUCCUUUUCUUCCUGACCUUAAACUGUACUCAACACUAAUGUCUCAUAACAAAUGUAACUACUGAUCUGUAGAAAAGACUGUGUAACCUGAAAAAAGAGCUGAGGCAUGUACUUUUGUAAACCAAGAAAAUAUUUCGUAAAUAUAUACACACACACACACACACACACACACACACACACACACACAGUGGUACCUCGGGUUAAGUACUUAAUUUGUUCUGGAGGUCCAUACUUAACCUAAAACUGUUCUUAACCUGAAGCACCACUUUAGCUAAUGUGGCCUCCUGCUGCUGCUGCGCCGCCGGAGCACAAUCUCUGUUCUCAUCCUGAAGCAAAGUUCUUAACCUGAAGCACUAUUUCUGGGUUAGCGGAGUCUGUAACCUGAAGCGUAUGUAACCCAAGGUACCACUGUGUGUGUGUGUGUGUGUGUGUGUGUGUGUGUGUGUGUGUAAAAGCUGACAAUUCUCCAUCUCCUAAGUAAAAGGGGAGGCCAGAGGAAUAGUGGCUGCUCAAGGGGAAAGGAAGCAGAGUAGGUAUUGGCUUGAGAAGUAGGGACUUAAUUCGAUGGUAAGUAGAUGUGGUAAAGAUAGGAAACGAGGGAGGGGAGUUGAGACAAAACCUUCCCAUCUGUGGGUGUUGUAUACUGUUGGUAAGAAGGCAGUAUCUCAGAAUGUGAUAUUUGGAGGCAAAGUCACUGUACGUCUGGAAUUUAAGUUGUGAAGAUACCUCAGUUUCCCCAAAGGUGGCUGCUGUGAAGUGGGCAAGCUGAAUUUCACACACAAAAUUGUACCAAGCACCCAGUUUGGGGGCGGCAGAUCUUUAGUGAGUUCUUGUUUUUAACUAUGACUAUGCAGUAUCUACUUGAUUGUAAAGCCAGGACAGAGGGUUGAUACAGUGUCUAAAACUGGUAAUUGAUGUAAUAUGUUCCAGUCAAGAACUGGGCAUAAAGCCAAAACGAGGUAGCUGUCAAGAUAUAUUCAUCUCUGCACUGGAAGGAAGUUAUGGGAUACUUAACACUAUUCCUAAUAGAUUAUUUUUGGUCAUUGAUUUGUUCUGAGCUGAGAGGAAACCACCUAAUUUUAAAGGAGUAGAUCUUUGCAUCUCUUUUAUUUAGAUCAGGGUUUGGAUAUUUAUUUUUCACGAAAUGAAAAAUGUUCAUUUUAUGACUGAUGGGUAGACAUUUCCAAAUUUCUGUUUCUAAAUAUAUGCAGGGAUGGAAAUUGUAUUGUUGUAGCCCACCGGAAGAUGCUUACUUGGCAGGUGGUAUAUGAAUAGCUUAACUAAAUAGGUACACCAAAUUAAAAACUGGUUCAUGGCAUUUCCUGGCAUGCUUUUAUAUUGGGCAUAGAUCAUUUUGCUUUAACAUAUUUUGGGAGACAGCACAUUCAUAAUUCACUUCCCUGUCAGGAUCACUGAUCAUUUCUUCCCUAUGAGUCUGGGGUGGGCUUUAGCUUGGGGUCUUUCUUUCUUUCUUAGUACACUGGUGCCAUCUGCUGGACACAUGUCAACCUUAGCAAACUACCAUAGCUACCUUUUGCUUUUACUGGUUGGUGUAUGUGUGAAUCAACCCUUAGAACUGAGCUGCAAUCCUAUACACGUGCAUCUCAAUCUCAGUAGGGUUCCAUCAGACUUCUGCAUUCAUACUGGUCCAGUUGUAUCAUAAUUCGUUGCACUAUUGAUAAACUGAUGUUGUUCGUUCAUUUUUAAAUUUGUCGGUGCUGUCUUUCUCUAAGCCAUAAAGAUGGUGUGCAACAGAUCAAGACAAUUAAACAUUGUAAUGUUUUAAUAUUUUAUUGGUGAAUUCAAACAACAGCACUAGUUUUAAAAAAGGGUCAAAAAAGGGUGAUAUUAAUGUAUUCAUUUAAUUUUUUAAUGUUUUCUCUUUUUUAAUAUUUUGUAUAUUAUCAUUAUUGUUGGUAUAUAUUGAGAGUAAAAAUAAUAAUUGUUGGUAUUUUUAAAUAUUGCAUUAGUGCAUAUAUUUUUGUUGUUGUUGAUAUGACCACGACGGUAGAAGCAGCAAGACCACAUACAACAGCAAAAUUUUGGGCCUGCAUAUAGCGUGUUAAUCUAUGUUCCUUUAUUCAAAUUUGGCCUGUUUAAUCCCAGACAUUGGUGUCCAUCUUUUUCAUUCCUUUUAUGCAAUGGAUUUGUUCACAUGCUGCUUUUAAUUAAAUGGAUUUGGAAGGCAAGUUUCCAAAACGUCAGAAGAAUUUUCCUUGCAAAUUUCUGUGAAAUUUUGGGAACCCAUUGGCCAUGAUCUAUCUAUUAAGCACAUUCUGUGUCAGACUGUGGAUGUGGUGUUUGAAGGAUAAACCACUAUUGAUACAUUUUGUGUUAAGUCUCUUUCUGCUGAACAUCCAAACUAAAAUGCAUUGUGGUCAGUGGCUCCCAUUAAAGCAGUCCUAAUUCUAUGAAUAUACUUAAUUUGCAGGUCUCCAUUACUGCUGAUGAUAACUGCAAAUUUUUAUGCUGGUCCAGAGAGAGACUUACCUUUUUCCUGGAAUCUGAACCAUUCCUCUUUGAAAUAUUUAAGUACCUUAUUGGAAAAGAUAUUACUAACAAGUUGUACUCAUUAAAUGAUCCAACACUAAAUGAUAAGGUAAGGAUUUCAUCUCUGCUGUUGGAAAUUGUGUAGCUGUUGUCCUCAAUUCUUAAAAAUGCAUCUUCCCUUUCUAUGCUACCUCUUUUUUUAUAUAUUUGUUACAUUUUGAAUAAUAGUAUCAUAGAAUUCUAGAAAGGCCCCCAACCCCUUCACUGCAGCAAUCUCAGCUAGAUCAUUCACGAUUGUCCUGAACUCUAGGCCCAAAGGAGGGCUUGUGGGAAUGGUUGGGUGGAGUUUUGCUGAAGGAGGAUGCCAAAAACAUCAGAAUGGCCAGUUCUAGUGCUUUAUUAAGAAAAGUAUAGACUUAUGGCAAAGCAGCCUGCCAGUUUGGGUUUAUGGUUCAGAACAAUGAUGCUCAUCCAACCGCUACUUAAAAACCUCCAAUGAAGGAGAGCCCACCACCUUUCAAGGGAGUGAAUCUUCCCUGUGACAGCCCUUUAAAUAUUUGAAGAUGGCUAUCAUCUGCUCUGUCUUCUCUUAUCCAGGCUAAAUGUGCCCAACUCCCUCAACUUAAGACUUGGUUUCCAGAGCUUUGAUCACCUUGAUCAUCGUCCUCUGCACACAUUCCAGCCCGUUAAUAUCCUCCUUAAAUUGUGGUGCCCAAAGCUGGACAUCAUUCAAGGUGUGGUCUGACCAAGACAGAAUAAAGCGAAACUAUUACUUCCCUUGAUCUAGACUCUAUAAUUCUGUUGGUGCAGCCUAGAGUAGUAUUAGCUCUUUUUUUUGCUGUUGCAUCACACUGUUGACUCUUGUUAAGCGUGCAGUUUACUAAGAGCACAGUGAUGACUGUCGUACCAUUUUCAAAUGUCUGGGGAAACGGCAUUUAGCAUACACAUGUGGAAAGUAAGAAUUCCACAAAUAAUUAUCUCUAAAGGCCUCUUACUAGCAGAGCAUCUCAAAAAAUCAUCUAUCCAAAUCUUCCAAUUCCUGCUUUCUCUCUCUGUGUGUGUGUGCGCACACACACACACACACACACACACACACACACACACACACAAUGAAGCCAGCCUUGAGGGGGUGGAUCUACUUAAAUGAGCCCUGCUAGGCUGAUCCUAGUUACUUGGAAAAGGGAUGUGUGGCCUAUCACAUACAUGGCAAGCUCCAGUGAUGUAGUAGUGUGUCAGACAUGGAUCAGGAGGAAGCAGUUUCAAAUCCUCACAGAGCCAUGGAGCUCAUCAGGUGAUCCUGGGACCAUUCUCCAGUUCUUAGCCUAGCCCAGCUAAUGGCACCAGGUGAAAAUAUUCCUCUUUAACCAGGCCUUUGGCUGAUUGACAUCUGAUGCCCUUUUAAAAUGUGUUGUGGAAGGGGGGAUUAUUGGAUUUUCUUUAUUGUGUAUUUUCUGUUUUUUAUAUUGUGAACCACCCUGAGAUCUAUGGUUAUAGGGUGGCAUACAAACAAUAAUCGCUUUUGUGGGGGGGGGGGGAUGGAAGAAAUGUCUGCCAUUCUGAGCUCCUUGGAGGAAGCAAGAUUGGUACUGAAAUGCAAAUAAAUAUAUGUUCAGGUUUAUUAAUGAUGAACUAUUUGGUAUAACUUGUUUCUCUACAGACAUCCCAGAAAAUAGAUCGACAGCCCAGUUUGUGCUCACAACUUUCUGUGAUGCAAAUGAGAAACAGCAUGGCUAGUUCAAGUGAUGGCGAAGAUGGCUUGCAACAUUUUCUCCGUGGGACUUCCACUGCCUCAACCCUUCGUGAGUCAUUAACCAACAUUUCCAGCUAGUCAAUCGCAAGUGUUGUGGGGAAAAUACUUUAGCACAAGGGGAAAUACCAUUACACUCAGACAUUAGUUGUGGGUUCAGGCCAUGAUUUUUAAGAAAAAAUUUUGUCCUCACAUUCAUGCUCACUGCGCAGUGACUGCAAUCAAGCAAUGAUUUUCAUGUGUGAAUGGGACAUUGCAGUUCAGACUUCACAGGCUCAUCAUUCAUAUCUUGUAUCUCAUCUUUCUCAGUGUGCCACAGUUUCUACAUUCGAUCGCAAAUUAUCAAAUGCUAUGCAGGUUUUACUUUAUUUAUAACUUCUAUACCACCCUUUAUCUGAGGAUCACAUGGUGGAUUACAAUACAGAAACACAAAUAUACAUAACAUACUAACUAAUGAAAACAGUACCCCCCAUGUAGUUUAAAGGGCCAUGAAUUGUAAUAUUUAUUGCAAGCUUUGAUGCAGUGCCCCAUUGUGUUAUGUGCUGAUCUGAGCAAGAACUACUGUUGGUUAGAGUACAGAUUUUUUUUAUAAUUGAAUGAAGUAACACUAGCUGCUAUGGAUUUCAUAAUUCUGCUUUUUUUCAUUCAGCUUUACUUUCAAACUGAACUGAUAUAAUGCUUUGCUUUUGGAUGCUUGCAGCCUUUUAAGAUAUUCCCCCCUCCCCAAGAAAUGUUCCUAUUACAUGCAUUUUAGAUUCCAAAAGACUGAGAAAGAGCUCACAUCCUUAAUAGUACUGCUCAAGAUGGGGAGCAAUACUGAAAAUGAACCAUAGGUGGCACUAAGUAAUUCUGUUUUUUAUUGUUUGCCUGGCUGGCACCAGUAUUCCCUCUAAACCAGCCUGUUCAGAUUUAAACUGAAACACUCCAUUUCCUUGAAAGGACACAUACCUUCUUACUUAGAAUAUGGGUGGUAGUGGUGGGAGGAGGUGCUGGUUUUUGUUUCCUUUUUGAAGUGUAAUAAUUUAUUUUAAAGUUAUUUCCUUUUUUCACGGUUGACAGGUCAGCCAUCUCCUUGUCUAAGAACAUCAGCAAAAAUGAAACCAAUUGAAGAAAGUGUGGAAGAUGAUGUCUUUCAUCCCCCAUCAGUCAAAUCAACUAAAGUUUAG